UAAAUGCAACUUCGUCGAAAGAGUUGUCAAACAAAGAACUGUCGGUUCAUGGAGCGUUUUCUAGUCAGGGUAAACAUGAAGGAUUUCAAGAACCUGGUUGUCUGAAACAUAAAGAGAACAUGGAACACAUGGCAAACGCAGUAAUCGAUUGUUUGAAGGGAGCAAAUUUUGGAGGACGGUGCCUUGACGUAUAUCGUGGUCCACGCGAAGAUCAGUGGGUUUUUAAUGACGAGAAAAAACUGAAGGAUUUUUUAUCAUUUACUGAAUAUAAUAAGGAAGUAUCAGGAAUGUCAUAUGAAGUACAGGAAACGCCGUUAUUAAGGUCUUUAGAAGCUGUUUGGAACAUCGACGAAAAGUUUAGAGGAAACUACUGGGAUGACUAUGCCGCACUCUAUGGUGAAGACAAGAAAACAGUUUACCGUGACAAAUGUACAACAAUUGUCUUUGGACAGGGUGCAAAUGAGAGUGGGUAUGAACACAAAGGAAUACAUCGACAGUCCAUUCCCGAUUAUAUUCGCUGGCUGUCUACCAAUGGAGAGUUGCAUUACCUUCCUUACAAUUUAAGGUCGACUUUUCCAGUUGGUGUGCGGGAUUCUGUUGCAGGAUGCUUUAUGCCAAGUAACUGCAUAUAUCUAGCUUAUAUGUUGAUGACCAAGCCGACGGGGAGAUUGUUGAAAACGAUUGCUUUAUUGGCAUGGGUACCAGAAGAUGACGUGGUAAAAUAUGUUGAUAACAAAGAUAAGCAGCUUCAUGAAAAUAAAAGCCACGGAUUUCAGCGACUGAAAUGGAAACAACAUGAGCUUUAUAAAAAGAAGAAAGACGACUUAGUAAAAAUGAACAACAUGAGCUUUAUAAAAAGAAGAAAGACGACUUAGUAAAAAUGUGCUCUGAGAAAAAAAUAGUUGAAACCAACAGAAAGAAAUAUGAACCUGUGGAAAGAUUAGCUUUGGCAGACGGAGAAAAACCACCACCAGAAAUUGACCAUUAUAAUGGUACGAAACCACUCCCGAAAACGACAAAAGAAAUUGCAAAUUUCUCCGCGUGCUACCUUCAGUCAGUAUUAAAGUGGCACUGCAUGGCUUCAUGUGGCACCAAAGAGGAACUAAUCUUACGAACAACGCUCAUUGCCAAUAACAGGAAAUAUUUGUGUUUCAACAGAGAAAGGAAAAUGUUCUUAGACAUGAUUUCGAUGGCACAAUCACUUCUUUUCGAAGAGAAAAGACAAAGUUUGUUACCUGGAUAUGCCCCAAUCUACAGUCGCAGGAAUUACCAAAUACCAACGAGUACAACUAUCUCGUCAGAUCGGCCAAGGUAUAACGCAUCCGCGCAAACACAGUGGUCUGGAAAAUCGCGUGUAGAUGUACCGGAAGAUAUCUCAUUGGUUGAAACAUUAAUCGAACUGUUUCAUGAUCUUCAAAGCCACAUCCAACAAUCAAGAUCUGAAAUGGAAACUCAGACUGUCAAUAAUGAACAAAGAGGUACAUGUAACAGUAACGAAGAAGCAUUCUUGAAAGAAGGGGUUAGGGUGAGUAGAAAAAAUUCUUAUAUGAUAGCUAGGAGAACGUUUUUGUGACUAAAGCUGGUCUUUCAAAACCAUUUUAUUUUGAUAAAAAGUCAGUUGUAUUCCAUUGCAAAUGUAGUGCAAUAAAUCUCUACUACUUUACAAUGACCACUAAUGUUCUAAGCCUUUAAGUUAAGAUAUACUGGAGUGAAGAAGAUGUAGAAGAAUCUGGCUGGUACCAGGGGCAGUGCAUGGCGGUGGUAAAAAAAGUUAUCAGUUAUGCCGAAGCAAAAGGGACCUAUGUUGUAGAACAAUUGGAAUGCUACGAAGUUAACGUGAAACAGCUUUUGAAUGAGAAGUUGUUGACGCUAUAUGAUGGAAAUGAACUUGAACAAUUUCAUGAAAUAGGAAGCUACAAUUAA
Molecule: messenger RNA, 1923 nt
Organism: Paramuricea clavata
Lineage: Eukaryota; Metazoa; Cnidaria; Anthozoa; Malacalcyonacea; Plexauridae
Source: the annotation of a GenBank genome assembly